UCACUCGCAGAAUCUGGGUCGUAAUAUUUUACUGUGUUCCCAGUUGCUUUAGCCGUGUGAGGCCACCUAAGUUACAACACCCGGGGAAUACCCGAGGAAACUUUUGAUUUAAGUCAAGUCAAGUUUAGGCGAGACCGCGGACGUACCGUAACCGGGAUAGGAAAUAGCGUACACUGGUAGAGGUGCUUUGACUUGAUAUAGCCUUUAGAUCGCUAGUAUAGUUUUAUAGAUUAGCUCGAUUAUUGUCAAUGGGGGUUUUACAACGUGCUAUAAACAUCACGUUUGCAUAUUUGGCAAUUUGUUUCAUUGGAAGCAUAUGGCUCGCCCAUAAAUCAUAUGAAUUUCAUCUGAGUGAAGUUGAAUCUGUUGCCCAAGAUUGGUCUGAGAGCCCCCUAAAAACGCCAUCUGUCGUGAUAUCUGAAUCUGAACGUAUCAAAGGUAUUCGUCAACAAUUUAUGAAAAAACAUGAACAAGUUUUGACUGAAAACAAAUUCCCUGCUUUGCAACUGAGCACAGGGGGUAUUCAUGGAUUAGUUCACUUGCUGUAUGGAUCAUUAUCUGAAUUCCUCAUUGUAUAUCAUGCUCCAUUACAGACAAGUGGCAGCAGUGGGCGUCAUCUCAUAACAAUGUCAAUUACUGUAUUGCAAGGAAGUGUGAAAGUAGUGAAUGAAAGAACUGGAAAAUAUGUUCAAUAUAGUACAAAUGCUAAUUACACCCACCACAAUGGUGAGAGGACCUUUGUUGAAUUGGAAGAAAACACUAUUCUUGUAGUCUAUGGUAGAGGAUUAGUUCCUAUGAAUAUGGGGUACUGGUUAUGUGAUAGCCUAAUCAGUUCAGCAGAUCCAGCAACUGCAUUUUUUGUCAUCUACUAUUACUUUCAAGCUAUAUACUCCAGUCUCACUUUAAAAGAAUUUUUCAUUUCACUGUACAACGACUUAUGGAUGUUAGCAUCAGAAGGACUGGCAUCCCUUCCCAUUUUGUUGAAUGACAUGCAAACAUACGUAACAUCCGUAUCAGGCACUAUCUCAAACAUUUUCAAAAGUAGAAGUAAGUCCAUUAUGACAGAUGCAUAAAUAAUCAGCUUGAUAUAGGAUUGCGGGUUAGAGUAAUCUGUGAGAGUGAGUUGUCAAAUUUAGCAAUUGUCAACCACGAUUUUCCUAUUUCAAUUAAAAAAUAUACCAUAUGUAAGCCAUUUUUCUAUUAUGAUUUAGUCAUUGAACACCUCAGUGCAUAUUGUUUGUCUAACAUUUUUAUCUUUCAUUGUAUUUUUACACUAAUUUUUCAUCACAAGAUUAAAAAAAUAUUGACUGACCAAUGGCAAUGAUACUUCUUAUAUCAAAACUUUGAUACCUGCGAAGUUAUGUGUUUCUUAUGCUAUGAAAUAAAUAACCGGGCCUACUCAACUUAUGCCAAGACUCAACAAACCCUGUUUAC
This is a messenger RNA of Styela clava, 1434 nucleotides long. Its product is annotated as sigma non-opioid intracellular receptor 1-like. NCBI's taxonomy places the organism in Eukaryota, Metazoa, Chordata, Ascidiacea, Stolidobranchia, Styelidae. Gene Ontology annotation, cellular component: endoplasmic reticulum. The record is from RefSeq and is a predicted model, not a curated record.